This is a messenger RNA of Fusarium sp. VM40, 1296 nucleotides long. NCBI's taxonomy places the organism in Eukaryota, Fungi, Ascomycota, Sordariomycetes, Hypocreales, Nectriaceae. The record is from the annotation of a GenBank genome assembly.
AUGGCUGCACGGUACGAAUCAGAGAUCUACGACAAAAAUACUCUUGCCAAUAGCUUGAAGUUCCCAUAUUCUCAACGAGUUGCCAAGAAUCGUUUGAUGAAAUCUGCGAUGGCCGAGACACUUGGACACUAUGAUGAUUCGGACGUUACGUCAAUUGGUAUUCCUACAGACGCAUACGUCAAUCUCUAUCGACGAUUCGGGAGAGGUGGCUGGGGUGUCAUCGUGACUGGUCAAAUCGACGUCGACACGACUUUAUACCAUUUUGGCAACGUCGUUAUAGGUCAGGAACACGGCACAGAUGAUCUUAGAUUUGGCAAGUUUAAAGAAGUGGCCACUGCAGCGACUAGUCAUGGCUCACUUCUGCUUGGACAGUUGACUCAUGUCGGCAGACAAGUAGACGUCCGCGUUACUAAAGAGACAAUUGCCGCUUCUGCCCAGCAGCUGGAACCCAGACUCGGCAUGACAUUCGCCAAACCGCGUGAAGCCACCCAAGACGACAUUUCUGAGGUCAUCAACAGCUUUGUGCACGCUGCCUGCUACCUUGAAAAAGCAGGAUUCUCGGGCGUUGAACUCCAUGGCGCUCACGGUUUCCUAUUAGGCAAUUUUCUGUCUUCAGCCACAAACCAUCGCACUGAUAAGUAUGGCGGCAGUUUGGUCAAUCGGAUGCGGUUGAUCAUGGAAAUAGCAGACGCCAUCAAAGAUAGGGUUUCGCCUGACUUCGUGCUUGCAAUCAAGGUUAAUAGCUUUGAGUUCCAAGAAAAGGGAAUCACCACAGACGAGGUGCAGACUCUCUGCCAAACCCUUGAGGAGCAUCAUUUCGACUUUAUUGAAUUGACUGGUGGCACAUGGGAAGGACUCGACUUCGAUGCCGCAAAGGAUAGCACAGUGACUCGAGAAAGAUAUUUUAUCGAAUUUGCCCGAGCUAUAGCACCUACCCUCACUGAGACAAAGUCCUAUCUCACGGGUGGCUUUCUCACUGGUAGUGUUAUGGUGGAAGCCUUGAGCAUAGUUGACGGCGUCGGCGUAGCGCGGCCAGCUGCACACGAGCCGUCGUUAGCAAACGAUCUGCUCUUUGGGAGAGUUACAGGGAUAGCCAAACAGUUUCCCAAGCUCACUGAAGAGAUGCAUAUUUCUCUUGCGCUGGCAGGUGGCCAGCUGGGUCGAAUAGGGAGAAACGAGGACCCCAUCGACGCCAGCGAUCCGGAACAAGGCCAGAGGCUUUUUGACCAGUUGAAAGCUUGGAUUCAAGCACCAGUGGAGGAACGUCCCAAGUUCGGAUGGCCUCGCAUAGAUUAG